Molecule: messenger RNA, 4924 nt
Organism: Nymphaea colorata (pocket water lily)
Lineage: Eukaryota; Viridiplantae; Streptophyta; Magnoliopsida; Nymphaeales; Nymphaeaceae
Product: C2 and GRAM domain-containing protein At1g03370
Exons: 9
Coding region: 1024-4104 (1026 amino acids)
Source: RefSeq, a predicted model, not a curated record
CUCUGUCAUUUUGUAACUCUCUCGGUGGACCUCUUCGGGUUUUUAUUUUUAUUUUUUAGUCAUUUGACUCGAGAACUAGGGAGGCAGGAAGAGCACUCCAUUGAGAGUGAAACGCGUCUUCGUCGCUCGAAACCCAUUCGGUCUUCCUUCCACCCUUGAACUCGUUGAUCUGGGGGUCUUCCCUCUCGAGCCGCAAGCCUCUCCCUUUUUCAUUCUAUCUCCCUCUCCUUAUAUACGGUCUUUUUCUGUACAGGCUUUUUGUUAUCUUCUGAAUCCGCUUUCCAUUCCCUCUCUUUUUAUCUAUCGCUGUUUUUGCCCUUUUAAGCCGCUAAAAGAUAUUGAUCCCUUUUUUGAGUUGUUUGGUGAUUCCCUUCUUCCCGUGAUUAUGGAAUUCUUUGUUUGUUUCCUUUUGUAGUUUUAAACGAACCUGAGGCCCUGAUUCCGCACAUUUUUCGGGUUCUGCCUCUACGCGAACUCUUUUGCUUCCAUUCUUUCGAUCUGAUUUUGAAACCGCAGUGAAUUUUGGAACGAAGCGGCUUCUGUGUCUCGAAUGCGGCUGGACGCGUUAGUCUUCCACAGUUUUGAAAGAGUUGGGGGUUGUUGGAGCCCCCAGUUGAUGACCAAAAUUUCGUUUCGGUAGAAAUUCAACAAUUUGUUUUGUUUUCAGAUAAUUUGCUCUGGUUUGGACAUAGAACGCAAUUGUUUGUGUAAAAAACUGAUUUUAGUUCUUUUGGCUAAUUUUGGUUCUUGAAUUUGUUUAUUUUGUGCACGUUUUUGAGUUUGCUCAUGUGAAGGCCGCUGAAGCCUGUUUAUCCUCAACAUUUUGCCGUCUGCAAGGACGUCCUUGGUGUUAAUUGUUUUUUUGAAAGAUAUUUUCUUUCACUAUUUGAUAACAAAAGAGUACUAAUUUUGUUGAUCUUCAUACUGUUAUCACCUUUUGUUCCCUACAUAGAGUCCAGGGACAAACAAAUUCUUCUUGUUCUGAGCUUGUAUUAGAUAUAGUGCUGAAAUUUGUCAUCUGGAAUGAAGCUCGCUGUCCGUGUAAUUGAAGCUAGGGACUUGCCAGCGAAGGACUUCAAUGGGUUUAGUGAUCCAUAUGCCAAACUCCAACUUGGAAGGCACAGAUGUAGGACAAAGGUUGUGAAGAGGAACCUUAAUCCUUCAUGGAAGGAAGAGUUCAGUUUUAAGGUUGACGAUUUGAACGAGGAGCUAUGCAUAUCAGUGCUGGAUGAGGAUAAAUACUUCAAUGAUGAUUUUGUGGGUCAGUUGAAAAUUCCAGUAGCAAAGGUCUUUGAUGCGGAAGGUCACGUUUUGGCGCCAGAGUGGUACCCUCUGCAACCUCGAAACAAGAAAUCCAAGAAUACGGAUUGUGGUGAAAUUUUUCUGGCGCUUUCCUUGUCCCAAAAUGAUUCUCCUCAUGAUCAAUUUCCAAAUGUUCCUAAUGGUGAAGGCACGGCUCACUCAGAAAAAUCGUUUGAUUCAUCAUUAGUCUCUGAUGGUUCUGUAACUUCAGCAGCAUCAUGCAAGGAAGAAGUAAGUUUUAGUGAAGAAGAAAAGCCAUCUACACAAUCUCUUGCAGGGCGUCUUGUUCAUAUACUACUAAAUCGAAACAGUGAGCCACCUGCAACAAACAUUGAAAAACUUGCUGUGCCAGAGUUGCGGGAGUCUUUACCUGUUCAAGACACCAUGUCGGAAAGUUCUAAUGAUCUAUCUUCUGUUGGUACAUUUGAAGAAGCACUUAAAAGCCUUCAAUCAAGAGAUCAAGGGCAAGAUAUGCCACCCAAUUUAACGUCAGGUGUGCUUCUGGACCAGAACUAUGUGAUCUCGCCAUGGCAUCUCAAUUUUCUUCUUUUUGCUCCGGAUUCAACAUUUAUGAAAUCCCUUGUAGAGAUGCAAGGGACAACAGACCUUGUAGAAGGGCCGUGGAAGCUUGAGGAGACUCUCAAGAGAGUGGUGACAUACACAAAGGCUCCUACAAGAUUGAUUAAGGCUGUGAAAGCCACGGAAGAACAAACAUACUUAAAAGCUGAUGGGAAAUCUUUUGCAAUCCUAGAAAGUGUGAGCACUCCUGACGUUCCAUAUGGUAGCUGUUUCAGGGUUGAAUUACUUUUCUGUGUAAACCCUGGACCAGAAAUACCUUCAGGGGAACAAACUGCUCACCUUGUAAUAUCUUGGCGCAUGAAUUUUCUUCAGAGUACAAUGAUGAAAGGCAUGAUUGAAAAUGGUGCAAAACAAGGGCUCAAGGACAACUUUGAUCAAUUCUCACAUCUGCUUGCAGAUACUGUUAAACCAUUGGACUUAACAGAAGCUGGGUCAGAAAAAGAAAGGGUAUUGUCGUCUUUGCAGACAGAGCAGGAAUCUGACUGGAAACUUGCAUGGCGAUUCCUUGGGAACUGUACUAUGUUGUCUGGACUUGUUAUCGGUUUCCUGUUUUUUCUGCACAUCAUGUUAUCCAAGCCAAACUCAAAGCAGGGCCUUGAGUUCGAUGGUUUAGACAUGCCAGAUUCGAUUGGUGAAGUGUUGGUAGCAGGAAUUCUUGUUCUUCAGGGGCAGCGUGUUCUUGAAAUGAUUUCGCGCUACAUGCAGGCAAGAAGACAAAAAAGCAGUGACCAUGGAGUCAAAGCACAGGGAGAUGGGUGGUUACUUACUGUGGCUUUGAUCGAGGGAACCAAGUUAGCUCCUGUUGAUGCAACUGGAUUUUCAGAUCCAUAUGUUGUUUUCACAUGUAGUGGGAAAUCAAAAACGAGCUCAAUCAAGUUUCAGACACUGAAUCCCCGAUGGAAUGAAGUAUUUGAAUUUGAUGCCAUGGAUGAUCCCCCAUCUGUCAUGGAUGUUGAAGUAUAUGAUUUUGAUGGGCCAUUUGAUGAGGCAACAUCUCUUGGACAUGUCGAAAUUAAUUUCCUAAAAUCUAAUUUGGAUGAUUUAGCUGAUAUAUGGAUUCCUUUGAAAGGAAAAUUGGCUCAAACUUACCAGUCUAAAUUGCACCUAAGAGUUUUCUUAAGCAAUACAAAAGGCACUGAAGUUGCUAGAGAAUACAUAUCAAAGAUGGAGAAGGAGGUCGGUAAAAAGAUAAACGUUCGCUCACUUCAAACAAAUACAGCAUUUCAGAAACUCUUUGGGUUGCCACCAGAGGAAUUUCUUAUCAAUGAUUUUACUUGUCAUUUGAAGCGAAAAAUGCCACUCCAGGGUCGUCUUUUCCUGUCAGCAAGAAUUAUAGGAUUUCAUGCAAACUUGUUUGGUCAUAAAACAAAGUUUUUCUUUCUCUGGGAAGACAUUGAAGAUAUCCAAGUAAUACCUCCAUCCUUGGCAUCAGUUGGUAGUCCAUCACUGUUGAUUAUUUUGCGCAAGGGCAGGGGCAUGGAUGCCAGGCAUGGUGCAAAGGCUCUAGACGAAGAAGGAAGACUUCGUUUUCAUUUCCAGUCAUUUGUAUCAUUCCAGGCAGCGAAUAAGACAAUCAUGGCUCUCUGUAGAGCGAGGUCUUUGACACUGGAGCAGAAAAUGCAAAUAGUGGAGGAGGACUCCGAUACAAAAAGCAUCCAGAAUGAAGAGAAUGAAUCUCUUUUGGGUAAUGAGGAUGUGAUCAUGAAGGAAGUUUAUUCCUCUUUGCAAUCCAUCCAUAUUGAUGCACUAAUGGAGCUGUUUGAUGGAGGUGAUUUGGAAAGGAAAGUAAUGGAGAAGGUGGGAUGUAUUAACUAUGUGUGCACAGCAUGGGAGUUAAAGCAGAGACAGCUCUCUUAUAAGUUUGACAAGCGUAUCUCUCGUUUUGGAGGAGAGGUGAACAGCACUCAGCAGAAGUCUUUUCUUCCUGGUCAAAAGGGAUGGAGCAUUGAAGAGGUGAUGACACUGCAAGGCGUCCCACUUGGUGACAAUUUUAAUCUACAUUUAAGAUACCAGGUUGAGAAUGUACCUUCAAGAUCAAAGGCUUGCAAUGUCCAAGUUUAUUUAGGAAUUCAGUGGCUGAAAAGUACAAAGCAACAAAAAAGAAUUAGUAAAAAUAUAGAAGCAAAGCUCACAGAGCACUUGAAGGAAAUCUUUGUCAUUGCCCAGAAGGAAUUUCUAUUGGCGAAGCCUCUGGAACCUCUGCAUAAAGGGCAAUCAAUUUAAUUAGGGUUUUGGAUCCUGAGUAUAGUCCUCAGUUUUGAAUUUGCGGGUGCCAAUUUUUUGGUGAAAGAUAUACGGAUUGGUGGAAUAAAUUAACAGGCUCUUCGUCGAUCAGGGGUGGAACCAUCUUGAUGGUCAUGCACACAUCAAAGAUGGACUGUUUUGGAGACUAGAAACUGUUCCAAAAGCAUGUCUGUGAAGGAGAGUUGGACCUUCACCGAAGCAUGUACAUAUUCAGGUUGUUGAAGACUUCUAAACACCAGCAUCUCAGCCUUCAAGUUUUGGAAUAUUCUACCUCGCAUUUGUCACCGAAUCCAUGAGGAGAGAAAAUGAAACUGGAGAAGAUCAACUAAGGCUUUUGGAAGAUUGCCUCUAAGGAGAUUCUAGUAUUUUAAUGGAUGAUGUAUUUCACCCUGAACAGAAUAUUUGAAAUAUUAACGUCCAUCUCAAACAACUUCUCGUUCUUUUGACAUUGUAGAAGCCUGAGGAAGCCCACCCACCAGUACUUUCAGUCUAAGUGUGCGCAGGAUCAAUCUUGCAACAGAUGAGGAUGCCAGAGCAGCCUGUGUGUCGGAAAAGUUGCAAUUGGGUGCUAAUAACCGUGAAGUUGGUGGAAAUAUGACUUUCAUGGGAGCCUUCAACGAUGCACAUUUCAUCGAUAAUGCACAAACUUUGUACAAAGAACUAUUUUGUAAUAAGGUGAGAUACAAUAGAAAACGAGUUUUGUUGGUUCUGCUUUCCUAAGCUAGAAAUUGUAUAUUGUAUACUAUGUGGUGUCUUUAUUUUUUGAAAAUUCUCAAUUUACCGUUGAAUUCCAAGUCUA